Molecule: messenger RNA, 3618 nt
Organism: Penicillium coprophilum
Lineage: Eukaryota; Fungi; Ascomycota; Eurotiomycetes; Eurotiales; Aspergillaceae
Exons: 2
Coding region: 1-3618 (1205 amino acids)
Source: RefSeq, a predicted model, not a curated record
AUGUCGCAACGAUCAAACGAGCCCCCUGCACGAGCGUCAAUAUCUCCAGCGGGUAUACGACCACAAGACCGAUCCUCAGGAACCCAGUCCCCUUUGCUCCGGUCCGAUGGCGGCUCGUUUCGUCAGACCCCGCCCCGAAAGAACGACGGCCGACCGAGUCGGGAGUUGGAAGGUAGUACAUUGGGCAGUGGUUCCCGUUAUGGGGAUCGAAGGACACCGGGUCAGCGGAGGACCCAGAGCUCAGGUGGCUUCCUGCUUGACUCGCUACCUCGCUCGCGAAGCACAAGAGUCAGCCUGAACCGCCCUCGUCCCUCGGAACCUUCCCAAGAGAAGCGCAGCGCUCCCGAACCAGAAAUCGUGGUCCCCAAGAAACGCUCGCGAUUUCCAUGGAGCCGGCAUAAACACCAUCCAUCUGAAGUGAAGUCAAAAAUUGCGACUUCAAGCACGAUCAAUGCUAGGCAAGACGGCCCUCCGGAAGCUCUUCGCAUCCGGAGGCACAGGAAAAAUGAUGUGCCACAUGCAACUCCUGGACUCGAUAGGGACUCGAUUCAGAUUGUCAACCUAGCCUUAAAUCUCAAUGAAUCCCGGAGGAGGACAGCUUCUGGAAUACCCCCGGGUUCCGAGAGCCGAAGACCAAUAUCUGUCUCUCAACCGGCUGUUCCGUCAGUCGACAGCUAUGCAUAUACUUCACGAGCGAAGAAUUUGCAGCGCGAUUUGACGUAUCGCAAUUUUACUCAGCUCUCUGGUAAUCGUUUGUCACAGGGGACACUGCCGAGCUUAGAGCAAUCAUCUGUUGUCAAUUUGUUGCCUCCAUCCGCGAUCGAGGAUCAACGGGCAUACGAAUUCUCCGAAAGUACUUUGGCUCGUGCUGAGAAAGCUCGCAAUCAUUUUGAUCUAUUUCAUGAAUAUAUGCGGCUACUGCCCUCAUUGCCACCUCUUCGAGAUGCAGUCAAGGAUGACUCUGAGUUUAAAAGCCAGAAAUGCAGCCGUUGCUAUAACCCGCUUCAAAUGAUUCGCAACCGAAAGGUCAGGUAUCGUGAAAAAUGCUCCAUCGAUGCAGAUGCAGAAGGAUGGCAUGACGUUGAAAGAGUUCACCAAUGGAUCAAUAAUGUCGAGAAAAAAUAUAGCCAAAGAGAACACGGCCAAUUAAAUUGCUUAAAGCUUCCACCUUUCCAACAGGGUCGUCGCCAUAUAUCCACUGGAGAACACGAAGAUAUAGAUAUGCUGCCUACCUCUCCGGGAUCAAGCUUGCGGCGAGCCAGCCGAACCAGCAGCACGAAGGCGCGUCGGCCACGUAUUGAUUGGAAGAUCUCACCGGCAGAGCUUCUGGCCGAUGCUGCUUGGCUAGAACAUGGUACCAACAAGACGAAGGUGGUCGAUAAGGAUGGCCAUAAACUCUACCCUGACCCCAAAGAAUUAGUUGUCGUGGACACAAGCGAUGACUUCAGAACGCCACAUAAGCAGAAGCGCCUUUCGGUCGAAAUGGAGGAUUCUAGGGAGACACAUUUGUCACCGCGCACUUCUUUCUCCAGUUCCCACCCUGCAUUGGCACACGAAUUCAAGAGUGUGGGCCGUGGGCGGCACAGGCACAGAUUUCGAAGUCAUUCGCAUAGCUUACGCAGCCGCAGUGCUUCCAGCAAACGAAAGCUAUCACGAUGGGAUAAUGUCAAAAUGCGUUCAGGCAGUGUCUCGAGUUCUUCAAGCUCAGAUACUCGUCCUUCCAUCGAUGAAAACCCUCGCGCGUCUCGUGAGCAUUUCCGCGAUCAUGUCCAAAGAAUCGUCGACCAUGCACAUUCAGGCACUCGGAUGACCCGUGCCAAAUCUCCGGCUGUUCCUCACGGUGACAUUGAUAGGGGAAGGGCACCGCAACCGAUAGAGCCGUUGUCAGCCGACAGGAAGCAAGCCCGCAAAGACAGAAAAGGCUCUUUCUCAUCAGCAGGCAGCCUUGAUGACCGGCAGGAUCCUCGGAUGUCCGUGGAUGGCAUUGAUAGCACUGCGCCUAACUCUCCCGGCCAUUUUGGUUACUUCCCAAGCAUAGCAGUAAAUCUGUCCCCUCCCUCAAGUCGAUCUCCCUCGCCCGCAAAGAAGGGUCUCCGUCACAAGAUUGUUUCACGGCACGAGCGCAGCAAGAGCAAACAAGCAGAUCGAGAGCGAGAGCGGGAAGCUGACUUACCGGAACCCGAGACCUUGCGCCGGCGAAAUGUGACGGCGCCUGAGCGGACGGAGGGUGCCUCCAAACUCGAGCCCAGUCCUCUCCCUGAUGUUUUGUCGUCAUCUCCUCCUGAUGAUCAAGCCACACUCGAAGGGAAUCGAGCAGAUGGGCAUCGGUCCCGUAAAGGGCCCCAUCUUACCGAAUCAAAGCUGCGAGGAAUAUUCAAGGGACCAGGUCGAAUAGCAGAGAUUGUCGGGAAUGAGGUCUCCAAGGUCGGAGAUCUCAUCCUGAAGAAAGACGCAGGUCCUGAAUCUCGAAAAUCAUCGUCUGCCACCACUUUUACAUCAGAGGAUAGUGAUUCUGAUGAAGAAUCCAGAGGCGAUAGGAAAUCUGGCAAAGGUCUUUUACGGCGCCUGCCAACCCUUACAGAUGAGCCUGAGCGGUUGACUCGCAGAAAUUCCGAGAAGAACUCAUCCCGAAGCUUUAUUCCCUCUCUGCCAACCUUCACAUCCCCCCUACGGCAAGAUGAGCGAAGCGAAACAGCAGAAGUGACCGAUUUCGGCAGUCCUAGCGAGGGAGUUUCCACUCCACAAAAUUAUGCUUCCCGUGAUUCUCCCAAGAAGUUCACGCUGCCACGCAGCAAAACGCUUGAUUUCGGUACUUCUCUACACACGGGACGGACCAAACGCCACGAGAUGAAAGACCCUUCCGUUCCUUUCAGCUUAACGCGGCCUCCUGUCACUGGGCUUGCCAAUGCUCGAGCAUCGCCAGGGCUUUCCCCGGCAGGGAGAAGCACGGGUCUUUCGGAUUCUAGUCGUGCCUGGAGUAUAUCUGGGCGUAGUAUUCACACCUUGAUUGACACGGGCGUACCUGGGAAACCAGAAGUCGAGCGCACUCGGGCUCUUCUAUUGUCAUCGGGGAUUAAGGCCCGCGAGAUCACUCGCCGAGCCCACACUCGCCGCGAGCCAGUUCCUCACUGGCUUCAAAGCUCCAUGGGUUCUGGUACAUCUGUUCCACAAGUGACGAGGCUCGGCGAAUUCGACCUCGCUGCUCAAACCCUCCUCCGUCGUUUCGAGCAGACCCAGCACUCGUUUCAACAAUCCAUGCAUCAUUUCUCCACCUCCACCUCGUCACCCCUCCGAUCUCAGCUAUCGAACCUGGAAAACCUGGUCAACGAUUCCUUGGCUCCCCGUGUCCGAACCACGGCUAACGAUGCAGAGGACCUGUGUGUUCAUCUCAAUACCACUAGUACACUCGCUGUUAAGCAGCUGAGUGAUGCCCUUGACAGGGGGCUUCGUAAGCGUCGCCGUCGAUUGCGGUGGAUUCGGCGCACUGGGUUCAUGGUCUUGGAAUGGGCCCUUGUUGCGAUGCUUUGGUGGGUGUGGCUUAUUGUCAUGGCUUUCAAGCUUGUGCGCGGUGUCUUCCGGGGUGCCUUCACUGGUAUCCGAUGGGUCUUGUGGCUUUGA